Microbotryum saponariae is the source of this 3021-nucleotide messenger RNA. Lineage: Eukaryota; Fungi; Basidiomycota; Microbotryomycetes; Microbotryales; Microbotryaceae. The record is from the annotation of a GenBank genome assembly.
AUGAUGUUCUCGCCACACUCCUCCUUGCAAUCGCCCACCCGUCCCUCGAGAGCUUCAAGGUGUCGUUCACCGAUGAACAGCGCACGCAACAAACUCUCCCCGACAUUGAUUCGCUUGCCGACCGUAUGUGAGUCCUAUGAAGGAACAAUAUACCACUGCACCAAAAGGCGAGGCACCUCUAGUUCAGUGAGCGCAUAUUGUCCUAGAAGUGAGAUGGAGCGAAGUUCAACAAGUCCAACUCCGGUCAACGAACAUCCCCAGCACUCAAUCGGCCCUUCUUGCCUCGUCGUUGUCACGUUCUACCGGUCCCAAGUGUCUCGCCUGUCGCAGCCCUUCACACCGAGUCGCGGAGUGCCCUACGAGGGCGCAACACCCGCCGCCAGGACCCUGUCGCUCCUGCAAGAAGAAGGAUCACUGGUCUCUCGACUGCAAGAAGGCGCUCGAGGACGGCAAAAAGCCCGACACCGCUGACUCGACCGUCGACUCGCAACACCAUGUCGGAUGUCUCGCCACCGGUCUUCUCGCUCGUCGUCGCCAGCUUCGCAACCACUCUUUUGUCGUCGACUCGGGCGCCACUUCGCACAUGGUCUCGGACAAGUCGCUGUUCACGACCUAUCGCCAUAUCGCUCCUACGAAGAUUGGUGGUAUUGCAGGGGGCAUCAACGCCAUCGGAAUGGGAAACAUCGCCUUCAUUGCCGCCUCGGGUCAUCCGAUCACGCUUACCGGCGUGCUGCACACUCCGGGCCUGUUUGUCAAUCUUCUCUCGGUCUCUCGACUUUGCGACACCGACGAUGUCCGUGUCGCCUUCACGAAACACGGCAACGACAUCGCUGAAGGCGCAAGACUCGACGAAGGGCUCUACUUGCUGGACGCUGAUCAUUCCAAAUGUCAGCACCUUGCUCUCCUUUCUCGCUCACAGUCAUCCGUGCCCCUGCUGACUCUCCACCGCUGCCUCAGCCAUCUCGCACCGUCCUCCAUACAGAAGAUGGUUGCCGCUGGUUUGCUGGAGGGUCUCAGGGCCGGAUAUAGUGACGAAUGUUGAAUUUCAUUCUACUACAAGCCUUCGAACACUUCAACCUCGCGCCACCAUUUGUCAGGCCUGCCCAUUUUCUCGCCUCGAGCGCCCUUUCGCCUCGGCGCAUUCUCGCCUCGGGCGCCUUUCGCCUUCGCAGCUAAGCCGCCCCCUUUUCUCCGCCUCCGCGCAUGCCUGCUCAACUCACGCUCGCGCGCCGCCGCCUCCACGCCGGGACUUAGUCAGCCUGCACUCUCCAGCUUUGCCAAGCCAACACCUCCGCCUCGCCACAGCCAAUUUGCCACCGCCGACCUCAUGAUCCAUCGGCCAUUCAGAACAUUGCCCAUUCAUGAUGCCCAUCGUUUGCAACCUGGAACUUGUCGUUACGGAUCACCUCACUGAGCAACACUGGAUCAUGUAGAUAAGUUUCCCUCGCGUUCGUCGUCCAACAUGACAUCUCUCAGAACCUCGAUGGCCCACUUGGAGUUUGGCCCUUAGGGCUUCGCAGCGUGCUCCUCUGAUUGGUAGAAAUCCCCUCAUGCGCCCGCCAGCUAGAACCUUGCCAGACUCGCGCUCUCCUGUGCCUUUCUUCCUCUUCUCUACCGCUUCCCAACAUUAGCAAGACAGCUAAUCUUCGGUAGAGAACAGUCCGUCCAGCCGUGCCACGUUCGUCUCGUCAGACCUCGUCCGUACCGCCUCACGACCUCUCCGCCCGGACCGUCCGUUGCAACCCAGCCACGUCGACGCUCCCACAGUAGCCCUAGCGGUCGCUACGCCAACCUCCCAAGGUCCUGCAGCCUACAAACAACAACGAAGAGGUAGAGAAGUUUGUCUGCAAUGCUUGCCUCAGCGCAAAGGGCCAUUGUCUUCCCUUACCCGAUUCGGAUUCGCACUCCUCAGAGAGACUCGGCCUUGUACACAGCGAUGUGCUUUCCUUCCCCGAGCGGUCCUUGACUGGCAAACGUUACCUGGUCACAUUCCUUGACGAUUACUCGCGCAAACUCUGGGCCUACGCAAUCGGACACAAAAGCGAAGUCUUCGGCAUAUUCAAAACUUGGCUAGCCGAGGUUGAACUCGAGACGGGUGCGACGCUGAAGGUCCUCCGAACCGACAACGGUGGCGAAUACUGUUCGAGAGCGUUCACAGAGUUCUGCAAGGCACGAGGCACCCGUCGACAAUACUCUAUCCCACGCACACCUCAACAGAACGGUCGUGCAGAGCGGGUCAAUCGUUCCAUUGUCGAAGGCGUCCUUGCCCUCCUUGUCGACGCCCACCUACCCAAGACAUUCUGGGAGGAGGCCGCAGCUUAUUUCGUUUACUGCAAGAACCUGUGUCAACACGCGGCCCUGGACAAGGCAACACCAAACUCCGUCUGGCAGGGUGACCACACCACUGCCUCGGUGCUUCACCCGUUCGGCUGUACAGCUUGGCUUACGGUCGCGCCCGAACUCCGCUCCAAACUCGACCCGAAGGCGGUUCGCGUUCUUUUCACCGGCUACGACCUGGCUUCAAAAGCCUUUCGCUUCUACGACACUACGACACAGAAGAUUAUACUUGGCAGAAAUGCCACGUUCCUCGACACUGAAUUCCCCGGAUUACAUGACGACCCCACUGAGCAAGACGACGACACGCACUUCGCCAGCGCUCCCACCACCGAAUCUCAAACCGUUGUCAAGACAUGGACCCCACUAGUAAGGUCGGCGCACAUGGACGUCUCAUCCCCCCUUGAUGAUUCUGCCAUGAGCGCCGUUGACGUGGCCCCAGGGUACACUGGCGGAACCUUACUUAACUUCACAGAUGCCGAAUCGUCCUCGUCACCGUCGCCUGUGCCGUCCUCUUCACCGUCGCCUGCGUCGCCCUCAUCACCGUCGCCUGCGCCAUCGCCUGCACUUUCACCAUCGUCGGCUGCGUCAUCGUCACCCUCGGCCUUACCGACCGACUCUGAAGACUCCGCCGAUCCCCUCGACCUCCUCGGCUCACAGCUCCAGGUUCGCCUCGAUCUACAGUGA